UUUGCUAAGCUAUCCCGCAAAGAAUUUUCUUUCCUCCCUAAACCCUCUCCUUUGCUCACCUUUUCUAUCCACUUCACUACAAACAAACCUUUAAGCGACCCCCUCUCCUGGGCCUCCGACGGCAGGACUCCGCGGACCUCCCAGGCCGACAGCCCUCCCUCUACCCGCGAGGGUUCCGGGCCCGGCGAGAGGGCGCGAGCACAGCCGAGGACAUGGAGGUGACUACGGACCAGCCGCGCUGGGUGAGCCACCAUCACCCGGCGGUCCUCAACGGGCAGCACCCAGACACGCACCACCCGGGCCUCGGCCAUUCGUACAUGGACCCGGCACAGUACCCCCUGACGGAAGAGGUGGACGUACUUUUUAACAUCGAUGGUCAAGGCAACCACGUCCCGUCCUACUACGGAAACUCGGUCAGGGCUACGGUGCAGAGGUAUCCUCCGACCCACCACGGGAGCCAGGUAUGCCGCCCGCCUCUGCUGCACGGAUCUCUGCCCUGGCUGGAUGGCGGCAAAGCCCUGAGCAGCCACCACACCGCCUCGCCCUGGAACCUCAGCCCCUUCUCCAAGACGUCCAUCCACCACGGCUCCCCGGGGCCUCUGUCCGUCUACCCUCCGGCUUCAUCCUCUUCUCUGGCCGCGGGCCACUCCAGUCCGCACCUCUUCACUUUCCCGCCCACCCCUCCGAAGGACGUCUCCCCAGAUCCGUCGCUGUCCACCCCGGGAUCCGCCGGGUCGGCCAGGCAAGAUGAGAAAGAGUGCCUCAAGUAUCAGGUGCAGCUGCCCGAUAGCAUGAAGCUGGAGACGUCUCAUUCCCGAGGCAGCAUGACCACCCUGGGAGGGGCCUCGUCUUCAGCCCACCACCCCAUUACCACCUAUCCGCCCUAUGUGCCCGAGUACAGCUCCGGACUUUUCCCACCCAGCAGCCUACUGGGAGGAUCCCCUACCGGGUUCGGAUGUAAGUCGAGGCCCAAGGCAAGAUCCAGCACAGAAGGCAGGGAGUGUGUGAACUGCGGGGCAACCUCUACCCCACUGUGGCGGCGAGAUGGUACCGGGCACUACCUUUGCAACGCCUGCGGACUCUACCAUAAAAUGAAUGGGCAGAACCGGCCCCUUAUCAAGCCCAAGCGAAGGCUGUCAGCAGCGAGGAGAGCAGGGACUUCCUGUGCGAACUGUCAGACCACCACCACCACCCUCUGGAGGAGGAACGCUAACGGAGACCCCGUCUGCAAUGCCUGUGGGCUGUACUACAAACUCCACAAUAUUAACAGACCCCUGACUAUGAAGAAGGAGGGCAUCCAGACCCGAAACCGGAAGAUGUCUAGCAAAUCGAAAAAGUGCAAAAAGGUGCAUGAUGCGCUGGAGGACUUUCCCAAGAGCAGCUCCUUCAACCCGGCUGCUCUCUCCAGACACAUGUCGUCCUUGAGCCACAUCUCCCCGUUCAGCCACUCCAGCCACAUGCUGACCACACCGACGCCCAUGCACCCGCCCUCCGGCCUCUCCUUCGGACCUCACCAUCCAUCCAGCAUGGUCACCGCCAUGGGUUAGAGAGGCAGAGCCCUGCUCCACGUGCGUGAGGACUCUCCGAGUCUGUGGAGAGGUCCUCCGACCCCCUUCUACUUGCGUUUUCGCAGGAGCAGUAUCAUGAAGCCCGAAAAGCGACAGAUCUCUGUUUGUGAAGGCAGAAAGCAAAAUGUUCGCUUCUUUUUCAAAGGAGCUCCCGGUGGUGUCUGCGUUCCAACCACUGAAUCCGGAUCCCAUUUGUGAAUAAGCCAUUCAAUUGACUCAUAUUUCCCUAUUUAACAGGGUCUCUAGUGCUGUGAAAAAAAAAUAUUGCUGAACAUUGCAUAUAACUUAUAUUGUAAGAAAUACUGUACAUUCGAGGAAGACUUUAUUGUACCUGAAUAGCUGUAAGAAAGGCAUGUAAGACGCCAAGAAUUUUAAGGGAUAGAGGGAGAAUAAAGUAUGGAGAUACAGAAGAAACUAAGUCUGAUGUCCAAAUGGGCACGCUAUCAGUUUUCUUUCCCUUUAGUUGUUCGAUGCAUUUAAAAAAAAAAAAAAAAAAAAAAAAAAAAAAAAAAAAAAAAAGAAA
Messenger RNA from Rattus rattus (black rat), 2091 nucleotides. It is a transcript of the gene Gata3, whose product is annotated as GATA binding protein 3. Gene Ontology annotation, molecular function: RNA polymerase II cis-regulatory region sequence-specific DNA binding; zinc ion binding; DNA-binding transcription factor activity, RNA polymerase II-specific. Gene Ontology annotation, biological process: immune system development; embryonic organ development; negative regulation of transcription by RNA polymerase II. NCBI's taxonomy places the organism in Eukaryota, Metazoa, Chordata, Mammalia, Rodentia, Muridae. The transcript is spliced from 5 exons. Gene Ontology annotation, cellular component: nucleus. The coding region runs from base 213 to 1547 and encodes 444 amino acids. The record is from RefSeq and is a predicted model, not a curated record.